Molecule: messenger RNA, 3672 nt
Organism: Parastagonospora nodorum SN15
Lineage: Eukaryota; Fungi; Ascomycota; Dothideomycetes; Pleosporales; Phaeosphaeriaceae
Exons: 4
Coding region: 1-3672 (1223 amino acids)
Cellular component (GO): intracellular membrane-bounded organelle
Molecular function (GO): phosphatidylinositol binding
Source: RefSeq, a predicted model, not a curated record
AUGGCCUUGAAGCGCAGAGAUGUGAUUCUCGCCUGCGUCGCCGUCUUCAUUGCCUGGGGCUACUUGACCCACUGGCAGCCGAAGCUCCACUUUCUUCCCUACGCCUUCGUCACCGGAGUCCUCGCAACCUUGGCCCUCGUAGCAUGGCUGGCACUGACGACAUCAUGGCCAAUCGAGCUACGCAAUGGAGGAGAGGUCAAUUACGGGCCACGCCACGUCGCGUUUGUGGCGCCAGAGAAGUGGAAAGCUGAGCGCGAGGCAUUGACGAAGCGCAACAUGUACAUGAUGGAGCCCAUACACCCGGCUUCCUAUGUCAUAUCGGACAGCAUCGACGUGCUGAUAGGCCUUAUACUGCGCGACUUUGUAAAGAGCUGGUAUGGCAACAUCAGCAAAAGCCCGACGUUCGUGAACGAGGUCGACAACGCGGUGCGGGCAGCAAUGGGCGAAUUACGGGACCGCAUCCUGGCAGUCGACAUGGUCGAGACUGUAGUUUCGCGCAUGAUACCCAUCAUAACUGAGCACCUGCGAGCAUCAUAUGACGCCGAGCGCAUUGUCCGAGGGCGCAAGCUGUCCCGCAACAUUACAGACUCGGAGGAGCUUGACGUAGCCAUUGCAGCCAAAUACAAAGAUGGACGCCUACAUCCUGCAGCUUCACUGGCGUACUCAAACACAAAACCUGUCCAACAACAACAUCUUCGUAACAUCGUUGCUCGAUUGCUGCCCAAGAUCAUGGCCCCUAGCAUGUGCACCAGCCCAGCGGUCAAUGUUCUGAUCAAAGAGAUUGUGGCAUGCGCGGUCUUGUCGCCGGUGAUGCAGAUGCUCGCUGAUCCAGACAUGUGGAAUCAACUCAUGGAAGGAUAUGAAAGGAAGACCGUCCGCAAGCUGCGAGCCGCGCUCGACGAACAUGCGCCACCCUCUCCGAAGAACCCAAAGAACCUCCAAUUUCCCAAGCUGGAACCAGGCGAUAACGAGCGGAGAUUCGAGAGGUUUAUUCGGGCCAUUCGGCAGACCAACACGCUCGCAGAUGCCCGCCGCUUUCGCAGCGAGAUAUCGAGCCAGCUGCGGAAGGACGCAAUGCUUGAGGAUCAAGAUCCCGUAUACCUUCGUCGCUUGGAAACGGCUCGCCAGAUCUUAGAUUCCAAGGUCGCCAACCUGAGCACUGGUGGCACCGUGCGGGCAAAGGUCGCCGCCCAGGAGAAGCCUAAACACAAGCGCACAUCGUCCAGAUUUGCAAACGCGUCCUUGCGAGACGUCUUGUACGAUGCAGCAGGUCUGUCGUGUUUCAUGGAGUUCAUGGACCAGGUCGAGCUCAUGCGACUUGUACAGUUCUGGCUGGUCGUGGACGGUAUUAGGAAUCCACUGGAAGUGGACACGGAUGAACCUGCAGAGAAUGUCAGUUCUUUUCCGACAUGGACCGAGGCCGACCGUACAGAUCUUGCUCAGAUUUACGAGGCCUAUCUCUCGAAAGCCGAACUAAAGCUCCCCGAAGCGCGGAAAGCAGUGUCCGAAUUUCUCAAGGCUGGACGGUCGGCAACGCCUGCGCAGUACCAUAAUGCGCGCAGAGCUCUUCUAGAGGCACAGACGGAGGCCUACGACCAGUUGCAGGAGCCCUAUUUCCGGAGGUUUAAGAAGUCCAAUCUGUAUUACAAGUGGCUCGCGAUGGAUGAGGCAGCCAAUGCUGGGCACAGUGGCAUAAAAACAACGACCGCGGCGCGCACGCUUGACAAUCCAUCCAUUGUAGCACCCGUCAUGUCUCGCACCCAGUCCGGGCAAAUACUAUCUGCACAGCCACCUCAUGGUGAUUUGCGCAGAGCUGUAGCGUCCUCUUCUGAUCUCAAGAGUCAGGGCGUGAUCAGAAGCAUGGAUCCGCCUCCGCGACGUUCCCUGGACUCUGGGCCCCCUACAGUCCCAAGGGUAGCCUUGUUCGAUGAUGAAUAUGAAGCAGACCCUCUAGCACAGUCUACAGCCAGCAUUGAUUCUGACCAUGGACAAGAGCGUACGAAUGGCAACGAUUCGCAGGUGGUGGAUGCAAUGCAAGCUGCUUUGACCGACAUCAUGGGUGCCGAACCUGAAGGCUCCAUAUUCUUUGAAGGACCAGGAAGCGCACUUCUCGAUAAUGAUUCGCAAAGGGGUUCUAUGGAUUUACCAAGAGCUCUGUCGCCAAAUCCCCAAGUGCAGCAAAGAGCCCUCUCGCCUAAUCCACUUUUGCAACAGGGCAAGAGCAAGCCAAGCAUUGCGUCGCUGGGUCUUGUCGGAGAGCCAAAGACUCGCGGUGUCUUCAAUGACGAUCUUUUUGGAGACGAGGAGAAGUUUCUAGAAGAUGAGAUCGAUGACCCAGCUCCUCGAAACAAGGCUGAGGAUGAUGAGAUACACGAGGCUGCUCCUGGUGAUCUGGGUCUCGCCGAAGCUAUUGAUGCGCUCACCGCUGACAUUGAGCGUUUGGUCAGCCAAGAAUCCAUUGUUGAUUCGUUGACAACCAAGGCGGAGCUCACGAACAACGCGGCCGAAUUGAGAAUCUUGCGCAAGUCAAAGGCUAGCCUGCAGCGGGAGAUACAAAGGAAGGAAUUGCAACGCCAGCAGUAUAUCGUACAAGAGAGCGAUAACAGCUUGUACGGACGGGCAACUGUCUUCAUCCAGUCCAUCAUGGUCGGUACUGAGGAAGACGGCAAGGAAUAUGCGAUGUAUGUCAUCGAAGUCAGACGACGUGCUGGCGAUCAGAUGCCUGCAGCUACUUGGGUCAUCUCGAGACGAUAUAGUGAAUUCCAUGAUCUGAAUAAGAGACUGCGUGGGAAAUUCCCUCAAGUGCGCAACCUUGAGUUCCCACGACGACAGAUGAUGCUCAAACUUCAGAAAGAUUUUCUACACAAGCGUAGGAUUGGUCUUGAGAAGUAUCUUCGACUUGUGCAACAGGAACUUCUGUUGAUACCGGCUGUCUGUCGUAGUCGUGAGCUUCGUGCUUUCCUGUCUCAAGCCGCUAUCAACCCCGCGGAUGCCCUACGUAACCAAGAUCUGAACUCUAAUGAUUUCGUUUCACGUAUAUACAACUCAGUGGCAGAUGGCAUGGAGGAAUUCCUCGGUAACAUUCCUGUUCUUGAUCAGCUCUCUGUCGCGGGACAGAACCUCAUCUCAGCUGCUACCACCCAGCUCGCCAGUACAAACUCUGCCAUGGCUGGGACUCAGCCUGGCAGUCUUGCUUCCUCUGGUGUACUUGGCGUCGAACCCAACACCGAUGCUGAAGCAGAAGCCGAGUUGUUGGCUUUUGAGAAGCAAGAACUGCCACCUUUCGUCAAGCCGAUUACGGACCUCUUCCUCGAGACGUUUGAGCUGAAUCGCGAGAACAAUUGGCUUCGCGGGCGCGCCGUGAUUGUUGUUCUACACCAGCUCCUCGGUGGCACCAUUGAGCGCAAGGUCCGCGAGAGUUUCGACAAUCUACUCUCUGAAAACAACAUCUCAGGCUACAUCGACACACUCAAGGAUUCCAUGUGGCCAAACGGCAGAUUGAAGCAGAGUGUCGAGAGAACACCACAACAGAGAGCUAAGAGUAGGAAAGAGGCUGCCACUGUACUGAACACGUUGGUACCUGAGUUGGCGAGUAGUGUAGUGGGGCGACAAAAUGCGCAGAUUGCGGCAAGAAAGCUGGAGGGUACACUGAACAAUUCGCGAUUGAAGUGA